This is a messenger RNA of Penicillium vulpinum, 2634 nucleotides long. RefSeq lists its product as uncharacterized. The record is from RefSeq and is a predicted model, not a curated record. The coding region runs from base 1 to 2634 and encodes 877 amino acids. NCBI's taxonomy places the organism in Eukaryota, Fungi, Ascomycota, Eurotiomycetes, Eurotiales, Aspergillaceae. The transcript has 4 exons.
AUGAGGUAUAACCUGCCAACACUGCUGGCAUUGUGCCAGGAUACAGGUGUGCACAUCAAGUGGACCAGUCAAGCCAAACACUGCAGAAUAUUGCAUCCUGGUCGAAGAAAGAAGCCUAUCCUUUCAGAAACCCCAAGAAACCAGCCACACAGAGAGUCAGCUAGGUCAUUGCGACCGAACAAAAAUCCGGCAUCGAAAACCUCCAAGAAUCGCCCAACCCGUACCAGCAAAAAGCCAUCUGAGCCUGUGUUCUCCACAAGGGAUGCAGGAUUUGCUCAGUUUCUAAAAAAGCACACUUCCCCGAAACACCAGCGAGUCACAGCUGGGGGAAGAAUCGUUCCAAUGGAGCCACCAAAGCCACCCCGUCUUGGUGGCUUUUCAUUUGCGCCGAGGACUGUAAUGAAUGACGAUGAAUCCAUUGGUUCGCAUACCUUUGUUGAUGGUCCACUUGUGAGUGAUGGUCACAAUAGAGCAGCACAAGAUAUCUUGGCAAUUAUCCGUUCUUCCACAGAGUCUGAUAAUAACUUGCAGGAUCCGUUGCCAUCGCCUUUGCUGGCAAGCACAUCCCAGUUCGCAGCUCCUGUCAAUUCACAGGAUUCGACUGUUCCCCAAACAAUGGACCCAGACAUUCCAUAUGCUGAAUGGAUUGAGCACCAACUGCUAGACGAAGUCAAUACAGAUUUCAUUCCCCAUACUCCAAACGCAGUGCAGAGCCAUGAGCCUACCUGCGAGGCUGAGGAGCGCCGGGCACGAUGGGUGUCGAUCGAGCGUCUAAUUCAUCAUGAGGAUACUGCAAUUGCGCAGUUUUUGUCAGUCAUGUCCCCGUUUGGUAUGUUCCGAACUUGCGACUUUUAUGUUCAAUAUGUGAAAGCGUCGUGGAUGUGCGGCUUUGAAGCCAUGAUUGAGGCAAGAUCGCGACUGAAAGCUAAACUCCGGAAUCAUGGGAAAUAUCUGGAGGAGGUUAACGAAGUGAUCGCUCUAAACCCACAGAUUUCACCUGACGAUCCUUAUUAUAAGUUGCGUGUUUACAACAUCAAUGAACGAGCAAGAGUGCUCAACGCUCUUGAUGAACACGAUAUGCUUAUGGACUAUGCCGAGGCAAUUCGCGUGAACAACCCCGGUUAUUCAGCAGGUCUUGCCGUGGAUCCAGCACAUCGAAAUCACGCCCAAGUUCAAGCGGAAACAGAGAGAACGAUCGGUGGUGGUUCACAUGAUAACCCGUCGACUGAUGGUACCAAUGAGGUUGAGCGUCCCAACACCAAUCGUCGAGUUGAGAUCAUUAACCCGGAUACUGGCCAUCCCAUUCAAUUCCAGAGGCAGCCAUCAACAACAAACAACAACAACGGUAAUGGAGCAGGCCGCACAAACGGGAAUGAUCCAGGCUUUGAUAACACGCAGCUUGAUGGAACCGCAGAGUUGUUGAUCCGUAAUCAUGGAGAUGGAAAUCACAACACAAACAAACGAACCUCAUUCUUCAAUGAGAUUCAGGUUGACAGACAAUCAGAUUUCUUUCAUGGUAUGAAUGGGACAAGCGGAGAUCCGCCUAGGCAAGGCAAUGACUUGCUCUUUGAUGCUGACAGCCGACUGGGCGGUUACGUUUCUCCUGAAAUGAGUUCUGAGACGGAAAGCAUCAUAUCAUGGAUCCCCGAGGAGACAUGGACAGAACGCCGUCCGAGAAAUGGAAAGCGUAUCAGCGAAACCGUGCCUCGAAACUUCGGCCGCAAUGUCUACAACCAUAGAUCGCCGUUGCAUUCCAUUACUGAAGUUCAACAUGAAGGACACACCGCCAGAUUGGCUAGCACAGCUGCAGAUAAUGAGAGUCUUGAAGCAACCCUUGUGUUUAGCAUUGAUGAAGAUGAAGUGAAUUAUCCAACUGAAGAGAAUGCAACUCAGAAUGAGCUCCACGAUGUAUCAGUUCCAGACCAUUCAGAUGAAGAGGAACAAGUGGUAAAAGAUUCUCGCCCCGGAACUGAAUCGAUUGAAGACGUGGUCUCAGGACUUUCCUUUGAUCAGCAGCGCAGAAGCACUGGGGUUCUGGAGAACUUUUUCGAUAUGUUUGUGUUAGAUGUGCACGGUGAUUGGGAAGUGGAAGAGUCCGGUGAACACAGAGGAGGCGCUUUCACUGAACAAUCGGAGGAUGGCAUGAGUCACAGCCGCAAUGGGAGUGUCACCCUGACAAUGAACGGCUUCGGAAGUGAUUACCCAGACGACAUGUCGGAUACACCCCUCUUGGCUCGAAAUAGCCCAUUCGGUAGGUAUAGCCCAUUCGGCAUGAGCCCACUUUCCCGGAAUAGCCCAAGCAGGUUAGUCUCGAGGUCAGGUGCUCGCCGUAUGGGUGGUCUCAGCAGCAGGACUGGGUCUCGUAUGAUCUCAUCGAGUCUGGAUGCCCGUCGACGACAUGAUGCACGUGAAAAUAUCCGAAAUGCCCGCCGCUCACUCUCAACUUCAUCAAGAUUGAUCGAAGACUUGAGAGACGAAGUACCUGCAACAGUUAUUCUUGGUUUCAACCCACCAGACAGCCAGCAAAACUCCAAUUACUUGCCUGCGUAUCCGCAGUUGAUUGAUGCCAGUAUCAGACAUACUGCGCCCGCUAUUGUGAACAUCAGCAGAAUCAACGCGCUUCGUCACCGUUGA